Coprinopsis cinerea okayama7#130 is the source of this 906-nucleotide messenger RNA. RefSeq names its product mitochondrial 54S ribosomal protein YmL7/YmL5. Gene Ontology annotation, cellular component: ribosome; cytosolic large ribosomal subunit. The record is from RefSeq and is a predicted model, not a curated record. Gene Ontology annotation, biological process: translation. Lineage: Eukaryota; Fungi; Basidiomycota; Agaricomycetes; Agaricales; Psathyrellaceae. The transcript has a single exon. Gene Ontology annotation, molecular function: RNA binding; structural constituent of ribosome. Bases 1 to 906 code for a protein of 301 amino acids.
AUGAGCGCCGCCGCUGCCGCCUCCACCGUCACACAGAGUCUGCGCGACAACCUCACACGAUUUGGCCGCCACCCAAGAAUCACCAAACGGCUCAAACUCGACCCCAAAACCCGUCUGCCAACACCCCACGUCAAGCUCGUCACCCGCGAAUUCGCGCCAUGUCGUCUCGAAGACCACUACUAUAACACCCUCCAAGAUGACCUUAUGUACAUGACCUACAAACACGAGUACGAAGGCACGCGCAAAGAACCUCGCCAAAUCCGUCUCAAAUUCGACCCCGAAAAUCCAUACUCAAAGUUCAGGAACAACAUCCCCGUCGGAGGUUCGCAGGUUGGCAAGAAACCUGCCCCGCCGAGCACACCUGAAAAUACCGUCAGGCUGGAGAGGAUCCAGAUACACACCAUGGUCAAGGACGCUUUGAACAGCAAAGCAAACUUGUUGCCGACGUUGAUGAUGUUGCGGGCUCUGACCGGAGAGACGGAGCACGGCGGAGGACACCAUGCUGUCGAGGGUGUUCAGCUUGUGCGGGGUAAAAAGUCGAUCGGUGGUUGGCUGAGGAAGGGUAUUCCUGUCGGCGCCAAAGUCGAUUUGCGUGGCCAGAGCAUGUACGACUUCCUCGGAACGCUGGUCGAGUUCGUCCUGCCCCGUCUCCGUGACUUCAACGGCAUCGUUCUCCCUCCCAAGUCGUCCUCAGUGAACACACCGAGUGCCGUGGCAGGUGUCGUGUCGUUCGGUCUCCCACCACAAGCCAUGGUCUUCUUCCCCCAACUCGAAGUCAACAUUGACGCCUACCCCGAACUCCCUGGUAUCCACAUCCACUUUAUCACGAACGCGACUGGUGUUGGCGCCCAAGACCGUGCUCGUGCCCUAGUCUCUGGCUUCCAGGUACCCUUCGUUCGCAGAUAG